Cololabis saira (Pacific saury) is the source of this 1676-nucleotide messenger RNA. RefSeq names its product small nuclear RNA activating complex, polypeptide 2 (gene snapc2). Gene Ontology annotation, molecular function: RNA polymerase II general transcription initiation factor activity. The transcript has 6 exons. Gene Ontology annotation, cellular component: nuclear body. Gene Ontology annotation, biological process: snRNA transcription. The coding region runs from base 45 to 1493 and encodes 482 amino acids. Lineage: Eukaryota; Metazoa; Chordata; Actinopteri; Beloniformes; Belonidae. The record is from RefSeq and is a predicted model, not a curated record.
AAGAAGAAGACAGUCAGUUCCGUAAACAGAGUUUACCGAGCAGGAUGAAGCCGCCUCCCCGGACCCGGACCCGGACCCCGAGGGUCGGCCAGCGGGCCGAGCCGGAGCCGCGGAGCUUGUACAAGGAGGGCAAGUGGGGCAUAGCCGAGCGGAGGAGGCUGCUGAGCGGCCUGAAGAGGCUGAGCGGGGCCGGCGGGGGGAAGCGGGACCUGGACUACGGAGCCGUGAAGAGAUUCGUGCCGACCCGCUCCCUCGAGGAGGUCACCUCCGUGCUGGACUCGCUGGUCAACCAGGUGAUCUCCUAUACUGGCUUCAAGCUGCAGACGAGGAGCUGCAAGGAGAGGAAGUCCAGGAAGCCCAUCGAGGAGUGGAUGCACAUGGCGUCUGUCGUGGCCGGAACGCUUGAAGAGACCGUUACGUCUCCUUUUAACCAGGUGCUGAUGGUGUCGUCCACGGAGCCCUGCACUCUGAGGAACUGUGACCUUCCUCUGGUCGGCAGGCCGGCGUCGGAUAACGACUCCAGCGAGCCCAACGCAACGCCCUGCCGGGCGGCCCGAGCACAGGUUCAAGGACGUCCUUUCCUGAUGUUCAAGACUCCCGCUCCAACCAAGGGUCCAGCCAGGAGACUCCCAGCACCGUCUCAGGUAGUUGUGGUGAAGAAUCUGCAGACCUGUCCACCUCAGCGCCAGCUCCCUCCCGCUGCCGGGACUUUAUCCGUCCCCUCCUUCACCUCUCCAACUUCCACCGUGGCCGGUCAGGUUUCCUCCCCGACCGCAGGUCCCUCUGCAGGAGCGGCUCCACCCGCCAUCAGCUCCACGGCAGCGACGCGGCCGACGACCGAGCAGCAUCCCGGCCCGGUCUCUGAGCCGUCCUCCAGCUCUCAGCUCCCCAGCACUUCCAGAUCCGUCCCAACCAGUUUACCGUCUGCUGUCACAUCCUCCUCCACCGCCACCACCACUCCUGCAGGUAGCAGCGGGUUCAAACAAAAGAGCAAAAGGGUAUCUGGAGCCAAAUUCAACGUGGACUUUGAGAAGAUCUACAACUUCCUGAGUGCUGCCCAGAAGCCCAAGGAGGGUUGCCGCCUCACCCCCAUGGAGAGCGCCAUCGUGUUGGACCUGCUGAUGUCUCUGCCGGAGGAGCUGGCUCUGCUGGACUGCAAGAGCCUGCGCAAACACCUGAUCCAGAUGCAUCGGUUCCUCUCGGCCCCCGCCGACUCCAGGACGGCCGCGGAGAUGUCGGCGAAGGUGAGGAACCGGCUGAGUUCUGGAGGAGGAGAACACGGAGCUCCGGGUGUCGGGCCGACGGACAGGCAGCGGGUGAAGGAGCAGCCUCAGAACCAGGCGUCCGGGAGGAGCAGCUGCCUGGGUCGGCCUGCAGAGGGCAGCGUGUCGGAGGCCUGCCCUCCCUGCCCCCCCCUCAACCCCUUCAUGGUUCCUCUGAAGUUGCUGAGACGCAAACCUGGGUUGGGACUGGCUGAAGCUGACGUGCUGUGACGGUCCGGCUCCUCUGCCCGGUUCCUCUGCCUGGUUCCGGACCCGUCGCUGCUGGAAGAUUCGGAGGUGCUGUUCCCCCUCCAGAGCCGCUCGGCUCCACAAGUGUUGGACAGUUGUCUUGUUUUAGCAAACAUGUUGCUGUUUGCAGCUGCUGCUUUUUUUUAUUUCACACAACAAUAAAAG